GGCAGAAAUCGGGGGGCCCAUGGCCGGGCGGGGAGACAGAACUUUAAGGGGAGCAAAAUAUCUGCUCCAAGCUACACAGCCCAGGGGACUCUGGGGGAAUGAGGCCACCUCCUCCGACUCCCGGAUGCAGAUUUCCACUUGCAGUCCUGGGAGACACGAGUUCCAAUCCCAAAUCCACAAAGCCAAACGAUCGAUGUGGCCUCCGCUGCGGGGGACAGAGGAAGACAGAGAAGGACGGGGCGGCGGGGCCUCCGGCAGCAGCGACGCUCCGCGGGGCAGCAGGAGCAGAGACGAGCCCGGCCGCCCAGCGGACCCCCUCCGGCCUCCGCGGCUUCGCUUUCCGAACAGACGCGCCCGGCGGCGAGGGGCCUCGCAGAUAGAAGAUCCAAAACUCAGAGUGGGAGGAGUCUGGCCUGAGGACACAGAAGUGACAGAGCUGAGGACACGACCCUUACUUAUCCUGACCAGCUUAACUCCAAGCCUAGGGCCAUGGUGAGCGAGUCCCCGGGGCCCGGCGCCCGCGUGCCCUGGCGGCGGAGCGACGAGGCGCUGCGCGUGAACGUGGGCGGCUUGCGGCGGCGGCUGAGCGCACGGGCACUGGCGCGCUUCCCGGGCACGCGGCUGGGCCGCCUGCAGGCGGCGGCAUCCGAGGAGCAGGCGCGGCGCCUGUGCGACGACUACGACGCGGCGGCGCGCGAGUUCUACUUCGACCGGCACCCGGGCUUCUUCCUGGGCCUGCUGCACUUCUACCGCACCGGCCGCCUGCACGUGCUCGACGAGCUGUGCGUCUUCGCCUUCGGUCAGGAGGCCGACUACUGGGGCCUGGGCGAGAGCGCGCUGGCCGCCUGCUGUCGCGCGCGCUACCUGGAGCGGUGCGUGGCGCGGCCGCGCGACUGGGACGAGGACAGCGACACGCCGAGCAGCGUGGACCCGUGCCCCGACGAGAUCUCCGACGUGCAGCGCGAGCUGGCGCGCUACGGGGCCGCGCGCUGCGGCCGCCUGCGCCGCCGCCUGUGGCUCACCAUGGAGAAUCCCGGCUACUCCCUGCCCAGCAAGCUCUUCAGCUGCGUCUCCAUCGGCGUGGUGCUGGCCUCCAUCGCCGCCAUGUGCAUCCACAGCCUGCCCGAGUACCAGGCCCGCGAGGCGGCGGCCGCCGUGGCCGCGGUGGCCGCGGGUCAGGGCCCGGAUGGCGUGCGCGACGACCCGGUGCUGCGGCACCUCGAGUACUUCUGCAUCGCCUGGUUCAGCUUCGAGGUGUCGUCGCGGCUGCUGCUGGCGCCCAGCACGCGCAACUUCUUCUGCCACCCGCUCAACCUCAUUGACAUCGUGUCGGUGCUGCCCUUCUAUCUCACGCUGCUGGCCGGCGUGGCACUCGGCAACCAGCGCGGCGCGAGCGGCGAGGACCUCGGUGACCUGGGCAAGGUGGUGCAGGUGUUCCGCCUCAUGCGCAUCUUCCGCGUGCUCAAGCUGGCGCGCCACUCCACCGGGCUGCGCUCGCUGGGCGCCACGCUCAAGCACAGUUACCGCGAGGUGGGCAUCUUACUGCUGUAUCUGGCCGUGGGGGUGUCCGUGUUCUCCGGUGUAGCCUACACAGCUGAGAAGGAGGAGGACGUGGGCUUCGACACCAUCCCCGCCUGCUGGUGGUGGGGCACGGUGAGCAUGACCACCGUGGGCUACGGGGACGUGGUUCCCGUGACAGUGGCUGGCAAGCUGGCAGCCUCAGGCUGCAUCCUGGGGGGCAUCCUGGUGGUGGCGCUCCCCAUCACCAUCAUCUUCAACAAGUUCUCUCACUUCUACCGCCGCCAGAAGGCUCUGGAGGCCGCCGUGCGCAACAGCGACCCCCGGGAGUUUGAGGACUUGCAGAGCAGUGUCGACGGGGUGUCCGAGGUGUCUCUGGAGACGUCCCGUGAGACCUCCCAGGAGGGAAGGUCUACAGACCUAGAGGCCCAGGCCCCCCGUGGGCCAACAGACUCUCAGGUUUGCUAGAGCCAAGGCUGAGUGUCCCCCGUCCCACGCCCUACAGUCAGCUGAACCAGCAGUGAUCCCUCCCUGCUUAUGGCAUCGUGGCGGCCUGAUGGCUCAGGGCUGCUCACCCACCGUGAGGAGUGACUCCUAGAAGCCAGCUCCGUUCCUCCCAAAGGCCCGGGCCAGGAUCGUGUUGCCCUGGGUUCUUGAGCCUGGAGAACAGCCCAGAGAGCCCCAUGCCUGGACCUCGCAGCUCCCCGUGAAGCAGGCAUGCGCCAAAGAGAAAGCUGGAAGGCUGCUGGCGGUUCCUGAGCACCUACCGCCCAUCGGCCCUAGCCUACUUGGCCCCGUGUCAGAGAAUGACGACACUGACGCCCAGCCAGGUGUCAGGGCUUACCCAAGUGUCCCUGAACUAGUGGUGGUGGAGCCAAGCUUGGACUCCAGGCUCACUGCUCUGCCAAGACCAAUGUUCCUCGCACGCCAUCUUUCCUCUGCCCUCAUGGAGUUUGCAUGUCCUUCUCCAGGGUCCACGGAUCUCCAGAGUUGAUUCGUCGGGCUGAAACCCUCUGUCCGGGCUAGGGGAAGGACCAGACCGGGGAUUCCGAUGGAGGAGUGCUGCCCCUCAGCUGUGGUUCUCUUCCAGGAGCUUCCAAGGAGAGUCAGCUCUCAAAGAUGAGGGCUGGGAGGAAGGGGGAGGAGCGGCCUCCUUAGCUGGCGGGUAAGCUUUGUCCCGCAGUGUCCUGCAGCUUCCUCCAGGGCAGGCUUGAGGUGCAGAUUCUGAGGGCAUCCUGGCCUGUCCCAUCCUAGGACGUGAUGUGUGAAGAGGACACCCCCCCCCCCCACCCUCAGACCUUGGCCCAUCUGUCCGGUGGUCACAGUCCGUGCCCCAGAGGAAAGUGAAAGGCAGUGGGCGGGGGUCACGGGCGUAAAGCCAGCUCAGCUCUGAAGUGUUGGCGGCAAGGGGCUGCUAUGCAGGGACGCCUGUGACCCCCGGGCUCCCCCAGACUGACUUUGGCAUCUCUCUUCUUCCCACCGCGCAGGCUCCAGCCCUGCCUUGACUUACCACCCAGGGUAACUCCUGAGACUUCCUCCCCUUUUAGCCAGCUCCAGCCCCCUCAUCCCUGCGGGGGGCAUCGUACGCUCACCUGCUGAAUCCUCGCUACUUGCUGAGAAAUUUGGGAGGGAAGGCUUCCCCAGCCCCGUUCACAUCCUGUUCCUAAAACACCCAUUUGCAUCCCGUCGUCACCUGGCCGCGCGCGUCUGUGCCGCUGUGCAGAGCUUCAACAUGGAAGACAGUAUCUGCUUGAACCCAGGCUCGUGAGGGGAAGGUAUUCCCUGAAACACUACUCACAGAUCAGCUGGUUCGUAUAGCACACGGUGUGCCGGGCCUGGUGAGGAAGGGGGAAUGACCAGACAGAGGUCUUGCCCUUGAGGAGGUGUAGACAAGACUGAACAGAAGACUCUUCCAGUUCUUUCGACCCUUCCCUCCUUAUUUUAUUCAUUCAGCAAAUAUCUUUUGGAAGAUUCACAAGCUGGGGCUUCCCCCUGUGGCCUGCAGAUGUGUUUUAUUUAGCUGAACAGUGUCUCUCUCUAUAUAUUUUUGUUGUUGUUGUUGUUGUUUUAAGAUUUUAUUUUAAAAUAAUCUCUACACCCAACGUGGGGCUUUGAACUCACAACCCUGAGAUCAAGAGUCACACGUUCUACUGACAGAGCCAGGCAGGGGCCCCUUAGUAUAUUUUUUUAAUUCAAAUGCCUUUCGGUGAGGCACAUUCUCUCCAUUUCCCAUAGUGUGCCCCCGAGAUACACACACACACACACACACACACACACACACACACCCCACCACCACCAGUUCUCAGAUAGUCUUGACACACGUGCCUCUGAUUCACGGACUGCUCACUAAGUUCACAAGCUACAGUGGGGAACAAAAUACAGAUCUCUAUAUCUGUGAGGCUUACAGAUGAGGAAGGGAGGUGGAUUUAAAUCCAGUGAUCCCAUGAAUAUGUAAUAGUGAGCUGUACUAGGUGCAGGGAGCCAGAAGCACAUCACGUAGCGGGGACCAUGAACGGGGGUCAGAGAAGACUUUCUCGAGGGCAGGGCACAAAAGUCUCGAAGACUUUCUCGGAGACUUUCUCAAUUUCAGCGGCCACCACACAGGUGAACAGUUAAUUACGCAAUAGGGGCCCCGGGAAGCAUUUUCAGGCAGAGGGCACGGCAUGUGCAGGCCCCUGUGUGCAGAGGAAUCUGAGUCUCUCCACACUGAGCAGAGGCUGGAGCCGAGGGGCCGCUCGGGACUCCCCGUGUACACACCGGCCCUCCCGCACGCUCCCCGUGUAACGUCCCGGCCCUGCUCCGCCCAGGUCGGGGCACUGAGUGGGGAUGGCUACCCCCCAUACCACCCUUGCCGAACGGCUGAACAACAUACCAAGGAGCCAGAGAGCUUCCAGACUUUCUGACCCCACAGACAAGGCUCUGAAGCUAGUGGAGGGCGAGCUCAGGUGAGAGUCACCUGGUCUGCAUCCCUCACCAGGUCAUGGGCUGUCCUGGCAGCAAAGCCACCACUCGCUCCCACUCCCAGGUGUGGAAGAAAACUGUUAUGCAGCUAAAGAGGCUGUUUCUGGUUGUACCAGAGCUGGCUGCCGGGUGGGCUUUCCCGGUGAACAGGGAGGGUGAGGGAUACGUAGAGGGACUCCGAGUCCGCAUUCUCUUGGUCCAGCGGUGGGUUUGGCACAGGUUGGGAGGGAGAGGAAUCCAGCUGGAACUAACCGGGUCAAAAGGAGUAAUUCAUUAGAUGACUGAAGUGACGAGCAACUGCUACCAUGAGGUCUUUGGUUACAAGCAAGAGAAGGGGACUCUGGGACCCCUGGGUGGCGCAGCUCUUGGACGUCCUACUCUUGGUUUCAGCUCAGGUCAUGAUGUCAGAGUCGUGAGAUGGAGCCCUGUGUUGGGCUCUGGGCUCAGUGAAGAGUCUCCUGAGGUUUCUGUCUCCCUGUCCCUCUCCCCCUCCCCCUGCUUGUGCUCUCACUCUGUCUCUCUAAA
Molecule: messenger RNA, 5004 nt
Organism: Mustela lutreola (European mink)
Lineage: Eukaryota; Metazoa; Chordata; Mammalia; Carnivora; Mustelidae
Gene: KCNS1
Product: potassium voltage-gated channel modifier subfamily S member 1
Exons: 5
Coding region: 490-1986 (498 amino acids)
Biological process (GO): protein homooligomerization; potassium ion transmembrane transport; regulation of delayed rectifier potassium channel activity
Cellular component (GO): membrane; voltage-gated potassium channel complex
Molecular function (GO): protein binding; delayed rectifier potassium channel activity
Source: RefSeq, a predicted model, not a curated record